Molecule: messenger RNA, 2949 nt
Organism: Stegodyphus dumicola
Lineage: Eukaryota; Metazoa; Arthropoda; Arachnida; Araneae; Eresidae
Cellular component (GO): cilium
Molecular function (GO): protein binding
Source: RefSeq, a predicted model, not a curated record
CAAAUGAAUUGUGCUUAAAACUAAGCAGACGAAAAUUUUGUGGGCAAUAUUUAGUUCUUGUCAUUGCAGAAUUUUACUAUUAAACCUAAUUUCGGUACAGCUGUCGAUAUUGUGAUUUCACCAUCUCAUUCUUUCCGCUGUGUUUAAGUUCAAUGAUAUGAGAUACAAUGUUAUUAUUUUAUGCUUUUAUCGUAAACGGGGAAAAGAUAAUUAUAAAUAAAAGGUGUAUAUGGUUCAAGAAUAACCUGUAUUUUCUUUGAUCCGUCAGAAAUUUCUAUUAAGAAUUUUGUGGAAAAGAAGCUUUGCCUAAAGUUUUUAAUGACAAGUUGUAUAAAAAGCUAUUUAAUCAAUUUUUAUUUUUGAAAAAUCGCUGUUAAGGUUAUGGUGCAUGAUGGUUAAGCUUGCAUGAUGAGGAAAGGGAGUAAGACUACAAACUUUAAAUAUGUUUUUCUUCGAACAAUAGUUUUGAAGAUUUGCAAUCUGGACAUUGGGCCUUUGAUAUUGUUUAGGUAAUUCUGACUACUGCAUAAAGCAUGGGGAAUAGAGUAAGUUCGAUACAUCAACCAACAGUCAUGACAGAUGCAUUUUUAGAAGAGGAAAUUGUUAAUCAUGUAGCUCAAGAUGAGGAUCUGGAUGUCUCAGAAUUACACAGGCUUGUGAAAAUAGACGGUCUUCAUCCAAGCUUUGUACUGUCUUUGAAUUUUGAAAAUUAUAGUCUAAUCAAUAUUGCUGAUUUAUGGAAAUUUACGUAUCUAAAAAAGCUAGAAAUGCCAAAUAAUCUUAUUGAGAAUAUUGAAGGACUUGCAGCUUUGAGCCAUCUGGAAUAUUUAGAUCUGUCCUUCAACUAUAUUAAAUUCAUCUCUGGCUUAGAAGGCCUAUCUAAUCUUAAGCAUCUGAAUUUGAGUUCUAAUGAAAUAUGGUUAUUGGAAAAUAUGGAACAUUUAAAAAAGCUUGAAAUGUUUGUAAUCAGACAUAAUAAAAUGACAUCUUUUAAUAACAUUCGUUAUAUAACACAAUUUGAUAAUCUGUACAGCCUGGGUAUUAGCGGCAAUCCUUUGAGUCAAAAUGCUGAAAUCAGACUGCAAAUUUUGGUUCUUUUGCCACAGCUGAGAUAUCUAGACUUCAGCAUGGUUACUGAAAAAGAAUUAAGAGAAGCAUUUGAAAAGUACCCGCUCAAACUUAAAGCUAAUGAUGUUGAUUUGUUCAUGUUGAAAGAAACUGAAAAAACAUUUCCAUCUCUGUGUAAUAAACAAAUUUCCAAUAAGGAAGCUUUUAUAGAUGGGCUAGGAAAUGGCCGUGGCCUUGAAACUUUGUUGGCUUGUGACAAAAAUUUUCAGUUACUUCAUUCCUUCCCUCUUGCCUCCAGUGUCACUAAGUAUCAUUGUUCUUAUAUUAAUACCGCAUUUGAUGAAUGGCAUCAGCAUGGCUAUGAGUUUUAUGAGAAAAUGCAGCAAGAAAAAUUGGAAUUAAUAAAAAUGGUCAAAGAAGUUCAUGAAUAUGUGUUGAAUAUUGCACGAGAAGAUGAAUCCAGAUUUAUUACAUUGAGAGAACAGAUACCAUGCAAACUUUGCCUUAUUUACCAGAAGUUCCAUUCUAGUGAAGAAAAAGAUCGAAAAGUUGAAGAACUCAAGGAAGAAUAUAAAAUUAAACUUCUAAAUACUCACAGAAAUUUUAUGCUUUCGCUGUGUUUGUGUGCAGAUCUUAUACUUAAUAUGUGCAAAAUUUUCAGUCAUGAAAUGGAUCUCUUAAAAGACAAAUAUAUGGAGGCUGUUAGAAUCUGUUAUCAAAAAAUUGUAGAUGCCGAUAAACUAUAUGCAGCAAAGUUAUCUGAAUUUUACUCUGAAAUUAUUGAUACUGGAUUGAAUGUUGACGCUGAGAUUAAAAAUGAUGAGGGGGAGCCUGUUGAAUUAGAUCCUAUACUUCAACGGCUUCUCAAAGGAAAAGAUCUGAUAGACACAGUUUUGCACUUGGGUGUUUCAAUUCAUACUUCUGUUUUGCAUCUGCGAAUUGAGAGAUUGAAGGAAUCACUUCAGAACUAUAAAGACAAAGCAUUGGAAGAUAUUCUUGAGAAUGAAGUCAUUUCAAAGCAAGGUGAACGAGUGAGGCAUAUUGUCAUCUUUUGUAACAAGCAAAAAAUAUUUAUUGAGAAACUAUUUGCCAAGAACAGUACUUUCAGGCAUCAUCUAGGAUAUAAAUAAAUAGUUAAAUUUGAUGACUUCAUGCUAAAUAAAAAUUACAUGACAAAAAAGGAAGUAUCUACUACUUCUCCUUAAUAAAUACCAAAAUUAAUUGAAUUGUUAAAUAUACGUAUUUAUUUAAUAAAAGAUAAUAAAUGUUUAAAAGGGUAUUGGUAUAAUGCAGAGUAUUCCAAAAGGACUACAGAACUUGAUAACUAAUUAUCUAUUUAAUGGUUCAUCUAGAUCAGCGAUUCUCAACAGAUGGCACACAAGAAAAAAUUACGUGGUACUCAAAAAAACAAAAUAUUUUCAAGUAUUAAAUUCAAAAAUUAAAUACCCAACACUCUGUUAAGGUUUUUUCUGCAACACUUGUAAAUUUAUGUGAUCUCAACUUUGUUUAAGGCCAAUAGCCGCUCAUAGACUUUAGCAAAAUAAUUGGUUUUUAUUUUCACAAAUAUUAUUUUAGCCAUAGACAUAAAAAAAAAAGUUGUUCAUAAAUGAUGAUUUUAAAAGGAAUACUAGAAAUGCAGUUUGUAUUUACUAGGAAAUAAAAAUAAGUUCUUAUGGUAAUAGUAUCUCAUUAAUUCUUUUGGUUAAUCCAUUUAUUAGCAUGUUGUCACCAUUUCUGGGCUCAUAUUGCUCCAUUUUCAAUAAGAAUAAUUUUUACUUCCUUAUACGAAGUAAAAAGGAAGUAUUGUAAUCACAAAAAAUUUCGCAUAUCAUAUUUCAAUGAAAAUAUCCAUCGUGACCACUAUCAAAAGCAAUUUAACAA